This is a messenger RNA of Staurois parvus, 298 nucleotides long. The record is from the annotation of a GenBank genome assembly. Lineage: Eukaryota; Metazoa; Chordata; Amphibia; Anura; Ranidae.
UGCCCCAUCCUUGGUGUCAGUGGGGGGAGGAAUAGUGCCCCAUCCUUGGUGUCAGUGGGGGGGAGGAAUAGUGCCCCAUCCUUGGUGUCAGUGGGGGGAGGAAUAGUGCCCCAUCAUUGGUAUCAGUGUCAGUGGGGGGAGGAAUAGUGCCCCAUCCUUGGUGUCAGUGGGGGGAGGAAUAGUGCCCCAUCCUUGGUGUCAGUGGGGGGAGGAAUAGUGCCCCAUCCUUGGUGUCAGUGGGGGGAGGAAUAGUGCCCCAUCCUUGGUGUCAGUGGGGGGAGGAAUAGUGCCCCAUCCU